Temnothorax curvispinosus is the source of this 2557-nucleotide messenger RNA. It is a transcript of the gene Pgant35A, whose product is annotated as polypeptide N-acetylgalactosaminyltransferase 35A-like. The record is from RefSeq and is a predicted model, not a curated record. Gene Ontology annotation, biological process: regulation of Notch signaling pathway. Gene Ontology annotation, molecular function: Notch binding. The transcript is spliced from 7 exons. Gene Ontology annotation, cellular component: Golgi apparatus. Lineage: Eukaryota; Metazoa; Arthropoda; Insecta; Hymenoptera; Formicidae. The coding region runs from base 187 to 2106 and encodes 639 amino acids.
CCCCACGUGAUCAAUAUUGUAAAGAUGGCGACGUACUUGCGCUUUGCGCCCGGCUGUCAAUCUGUCAAUAGUAGUAGGGUCAAUUAAAGAUCGCUACCUGCCUUUAGAGAGAUGCGCGCGUUCUAAGAAAAUUAUUUAAAUAUAUUUCAAGCGCACGUAAGCGCGCAGUUGAGUUAUAAGCGUGAGAUGAUAUCAACGCGAUACGUAUCGUUCCUGUCGGGAAUAGUGAUAGCCUCUCUAACAUGGGCGUUCAGUUUGUAUCUUUACUCAAGGCUGUCGGAAAAUGCUAUCACUGCCAGUCCUACGAUAUUGGUGCCUGGGAUUGGCGUUUCCACGCGUGGCGAAAGGAUCGACAAGGAGAUGAUGCUACGCGACAAUGUUGUCGUUGCGCGCAACGAGAAGCAAAUCUUGGUUGGUAAGGAAGCCUACAACUUCAAGGGCAAUCAAAAUCUCAGGAACAACGAUCUGCUCUUCCAGCAACUGCAGCCUGCACCGGUAAAACCUGCAGUCACUUUGGAUCAAGGUUUAGAUGAAUUAGGCAUGGUAAAAAAUUUGGAGGAUCAACGAAAGAGAGACGAGGGUUAUAAGAACUAUGCCUUUAACGUUCUGAUAUCAGACAAUCUCGGUGUGCGAAGAAAUAUACCGGACACGAGACACAAAUUGUGCGGAGCGCAAAAAUAUCCUACCACGUUGCCAAAUGCCAGUAUAAUCAUCUGUUUUUACAACGAACAUUAUACGACCCUGUUGCGAUCCUUGCAUACCGUGCUCGAGAGAACGCCAGCGACGCUUCUGCAUGAAAUUAUCUUAGUCAACGAUUAUAGCGACAGCGAUACGUUGCACGAAAAGAUAAAAGUAUAUAUUAAAAACAAUUUCAAUGACGGAAUACGCGUGUUCAAGACCGAGAGAAGGGAAGGUUUGAUCAGAGCGCGGGUGUUUGGAGCUAGGAAAGCGACCGGCAAAGUUUUGAUCUUUUUGGACAGUCACAUAGAAGUAAACGAAAUGUGGAUAGAGCCACUUCUCUCAAGGAUCGCUUACUCGAGAAAUAUCGUACCGAUGCCCGUGAUCGAUAUUAUAAAUGCAGAUACGUUUCAGUACACUGGGAGUCCCUUAGUGAGAGGUGGCUUUAAUUGGGGUCUCCAUUUUAAAUGGGACACGUUACCACUUGGAACAUUAAAAUAUGACGACGAUUUUGUAAAGCCCAUCAAAUCGCCGACUAUGGCCGGAGGAUUGUUCGCUAUUGAUAGAGAAUAUUUUACAAAAAUGGGAGAAUACGAUGUCGGUAUGGACGUUUGGGGUGGAGAGAAUCUUGAAAUAUCAUUUCGAAUAUGGAUGUGUGGUGGCAGUAUCGAGCUUAUUCCCUGUUCGCGAGUAGGUCAUGUAUUUAGAAGACGACGGCCGUACGGUUCGGACGAUCCGCAUGACACCAUGUUAAAGAAUUCUUUGCGAGUCGCGCACGUGUGGAUGGAUGAAUACAAAGAUUACUUUCUGAAAAACGCUAAAACGAUUGAUUAUGGCGAUAUCUCAGAACGAUUAGCGUUGCGCCAGAGAUUAAAGUGCAAAACAUUCGACUGGUACUUGAAGGUGGUUUAUCCUGAAUUAACAUUGCCAGAUGAUACGGAAAGGCGACUGAAGGAUAAAUGGGCCAAGCUUGAUCAAAGACCGAUGCAACCUUGGCAUUCGAGGAAGAGGAAUUAUACCGAUCAGUAUCAAAUCAGACUUUCAAAUACCGCGUUCUGUAUCCAGAGUGAAAAGGAUAUCAAGACUAAAGGCUCGAAACUUAUUUUAAUGCCUUGUUUAAGAAUUAAAUCACAGAUGUGGUAUGAGACCGAUAAAAAUGAACUGGUACUUGGUCAGAUGCUUUGCAUGGAAGGAGCCGAGAAGAUUCCAAAACUUGGAAAGUGUCAUGAGAUGGGAGGAAGCCAAGAUUGGCGUCAUAAGCGCGUUAAUGGCACACCUAUCUACAACAUGGCAACAGGAACCUGUUUAGGAGCGAUGCGCGAUGUAAGAAACAGUCCGCUUAUCAUGGAUUUAUGUACGAGAUCGAAUACUUCAUUGAUAACGUGGGAUCUCAUUCGGUCAAAAGCUCCAUCCAAGGAAAUCAGAUGACAUAGGAAGAAAAGUCGUAAAAAUAGAAAAAAGAAUUCCGAAGACUGGCUUGGAAGAAAAUGGUAGCUUCUUUGAUAAAUUGUAUAUACUCGAAAAAUGAUUGUAAUUAGAAGUAGGAUAUCUCACAUGCGUCGAACUUUAAAGUAAUUUUGCCCAAUACAGAAGAGAGAGAGAGAGAGAGAGACAUAUUAAUUAAGUAGAGUUUUAAAACAGUUGAAAGUAUCGUAAUUGUAUAGGAAAAACUAUUGUAAAGGAUUAAAUUUAUUGGAUAUGUGUAUAUACAAAUAUUAACAACUUUUUUCACUUUAUAUAAUGGUAAAUAUAAGUUUCCUAUUUACAUUUGAUAAAGAUUCUGUGUAACGUUUAAGUUAUAACAAUAUGCUCUCUGUAUUAUAUUUUUGCAUAAUAUUGUAAGAAAACAGUCUAUUGACAAAUGCGCAGAGAUUUCUAG